Notodromas monacha is the source of this 180-nucleotide messenger RNA. The record is from the annotation of a GenBank genome assembly. NCBI's taxonomy places the organism in Eukaryota, Metazoa, Arthropoda, Ostracoda, Podocopida, Cyprididae.
AUGGUUCUCGGAUUUCGCGGUGAAAUCACCAUUCUGUUCGCUGACAUCGUGGGUUUCACGGUCCUUGCUUCUCAAUGCUCUGCGCAAGAGCUAGUCCGCCUCCUCAAUGAGCUUUUCGGAAGAUUCGACCAACUGGCAAACUUACCGUUUGGAGUCCUUAGUCAUCAAUGGAAGGUCUGA